AUCCGCUGCAAGACACGCGGAUAAUCUCACUUGUUCUAUCUAGAAACAAUCCUGAACCCGCUAGUGAGAUAACUGAGCCAGGGCCUAACCCUAAUUAGUAAUGAAAACAUUUGGAGAAGGGAGCCAGAAGUUGACUCCAUUAUCAAUCCAACGGCAGGAGGGCUUUCACCAACAAGAAGUGUAUCCACUGUGACUAAACACGUGUGGGAAUAUUACAAUUCCAAAAGUCGAUUUAAGCAAUUGCAGCAUAUUUGUUUAUUCUGUUCUCUUUCAACUUUCCCUUCCUUCAACUGUUCUUUUAUUUUGCUGUGGUGCCAAUUACCCGCUUGUCUCUGGCCUCUCUAUAUCUUUUGCUUGUUUAAUGGCAAGCCAGCCCCCCAAGUAUCCUGAAUCAGUCUAUGAUUUCAUUAUCAAGGAUGCUAAUGGAAAUGAUAUAGAUCUUAGCAUUUUCAAGGGAAAAGUCUUAUUAAUUGUUAAUGUUGCUUCAAAAUGUGGAAUGACCAACUCAAAUUACACAGAACUGAAUCAGUUAUAUGAGAAGUACAAAGAUCAAGGCCUUGAAAUAUUGGCAUUUCCAUGCAAUCAAUUUGGUGAGGAGGAACCAGGAAGUAAUGAUGAGAUUCAAGAGUUUGUCUGCACUCGCUUUAAAUCAGAAUUUCCCAUAUUUGGCAAGGUGGAAGUGAAUGGUGAGAAUGCUUCUCUGUUGUACAAGUUCUUAAAGUCUGGCAAAUGGGGAAUUUUUGGUGAUGAUAUUCAAUGGAACUUUGCCAAAUUCCUUGUCAAUAAGGAUGGGCAAGUUGUAGAUCGUUACUAUCCCACAACUUCACCUUUGAGUCUCGAGCAUGACAUAAAGAAGCUGUUGGGGGUCUCAUAAGGUGCUGAGAUAUAAAGAAUUAAUCAGGGUUCAUGGAGAUGCCAAACCAUAGAAUGUAUAAUCUUGUUCUGUAUGCCUUAACGGCCUAUCAAAUCUGCACUGGAGAAUAUGAUAAUUAUAUGGACUCUUAGAAUGUUGCUAGAUGCAGUUCUAAACUCAUUUCCUCUUGUUGUAUGCUUGAAAAAUCAAGUAUUUAUCUUUUGUUGUUUGCCCCUUCCA
Hevea brasiliensis (rubber tree) is the source of this 1093-nucleotide messenger RNA. RefSeq names its product probable glutathione peroxidase 8. The coding region runs from base 362 to 874 and encodes 170 amino acids. NCBI's taxonomy places the organism in Eukaryota, Viridiplantae, Streptophyta, Magnoliopsida, Malpighiales, Euphorbiaceae. The record is from RefSeq and is a predicted model, not a curated record. Gene Ontology annotation, biological process: response to oxidative stress. The transcript is spliced from 6 exons. Gene Ontology annotation, molecular function: glutathione peroxidase activity.